ACCCAUUGGAGAACCUUCGCCUGCCUUUCGAACGAGCUGAUGGGAAAGCUUUUAGAGAUUCAGUGAUCGGGAGAUCCUGCGCAAGUAUACUGCAUUGACAAGGUCUCGCUUGCCCUCUACGCCGAACGGGUAACGAGCGCAACCCAUUUGGCCGUCUCCCCAGUCGCCAGGAACGUGCUCUUGUCGAUCUAUCGAUCAAAGCUGCGACAGCUUGGCCUUCCUUCUCUCCCCCCUUGAGCGCUGGUCGCUUGGCAAGUUGUCGUUGCUCAACAUUACGCUGAAAUUGUACUACCGGCUUAACGCUUGAGCUUAUAUUGGAAUCAGUGUGCUGACGCCUGAAGCCUCUUUGGGCAUCCUAAUCUGGCUUGACCCUCCCACGCCUACUGCCGCUAUAUUCGAUAAUCGAUAUACGUGGAGGUUUGGAUUGAAGAGAAAAUUACGCUGCCCCUUUUAAGAAAGGCUUUGGGGCCUUGAUUGCACAAUGGCGGAAGUGCCUGAAGGAUCAGCGCCGGUGGACACUGUGGAAGAAAAAACUUUGGAAAAACACGAGUCACAGAGUGAGGCAGAUACGUCGGAUAAGGAUACAAAGCAAAGUUCUCCUGGGGACGGAGAGGAAAAGGAUACCGCUGAAAGUGAAGCCGCACCUGUCGAGUCCUUGCGAUGUGUAAAAGUCUUUGAGCUAGACACAGAUGGGAAGUGGUCGGAUAAAGGAACUGGAGUUGUGGAAUGUGUAUAUGUGGAGCCUAAGGAAGCGAUGUGUUUGGUGGUCCGCUCGGAUCGAGACAAUACUGUGCUGAUGAAUUCGACCAUUCGCAAUGGUGUAAAUUAUGUUCGUCAACAAGAUACCCUCAUUGUCUGGACGGAGCCAAAUGGCCAGGACCUAGCACUUAGUUUUCAAGCGGCGGCAGGGUGUACAAAUCUCUGGGACGAACUAGAUCGAAUCAAAGAGCGGCAGGCUGCUGAUAAACACGAUAUCGAUCAGCUACCGAAUACCCAUGAGCAUGACGAAGAGGCAACCACAGAAGAUUAUCAAGGACCACGCGAGUUGGAUCUGCCAGAUCCCGAACUAGCCAAUCUCAAAUACUUGGAAGAGCUGGUAUUUCGAGCAGCCAGGAGUGUGUUUGGAAGAGAUCUUCUUUUGCAAGCUGUAGAGCGAACGAAUUUUAUUCGAAAACUGCUCCCGGUGUUUGAGACAAGUGAAGAUUUAGAAGAUAUGGAGAGCCUGUACGCGCUGUCGAGUAUAUUACGGUCAUUAAUAUUUUUAAAUGAGGGAACCAUUUUUGAGUUGAUUCUCAGUGAUGAACUCUUCACGAGCGUGCUUGGAAUACUAGAAUACGAUCGGGAGUUUCCAAACAUGAAAGCGGAACACCGUGAACACUUUGCAAAACACGCCCAAUUCAAACAGAUUGUACCGAUACGAAACUCUGAGAUACGCGCCAAAAUAAAUCAAACAUAUCGGGUCCAAUACCUGAAGGACGUUGCGCUUGCCCGUUUAUUAGACGAUGGCACUUUUUCCGCCCUAUUGUCGAUGACCUUUUUCAAUCAAACUGAGAUAAUCCAGUAUAUCAGGCAGGAUCCGACGUUUUUGAAAGAUGUCUUCGGACUUUUGAUGGCGCCGGAGACCCCGCAAGAGAAAAAAGGGGAUGCAAUCAUGUUUCUGCAUGAGCUUUGUUCGAUUACAAAGAAUUUGCAAUCCAUGAACCGAGGAUUGUUUUUUCGACAUUGUGACCCAGAUGCAUUUUAUCGGACUUUGAUCAAUCACGGGCUCUUCAAUGUUCUGAGCACCACGUUCUCCAAUGAGGAUGUUCGUGUUAGGACGGCCAUGACAGCGAUAACAGCACAUCUUCUAGAGCACGAUGCAAAUAUUGUCCGAACCAUGACUCAAGCACAAGUCAAGGCUGCGGACGGUCCCCCUUUCAUAGAAAUGCUGAUCGAUCGGCUACUAGAGGAGUCGGAUGCGGGUCUACGAUCACAAUACGCAGAGAUGAUUCGCAUUUUACUGGAUACCGCACCAUUAGAUACGUCUGAGGGCAUUGUUCCGCACCUCCCGUCUUCGGAACAUGCCGUAGAUAACUUUUUACAGCUUUUCUACGACAACUGGGUGGCAAAGCUCGUGAAACCUGUCCUGCAGCUUAAUACCGAAGGGCACAUGAAGGCAAGACCUGACGGCCUGGAAAUCUUUGAGCUUGAUCCUGACCAAGCGGCCGUGUGCAAUCAUAUUUGCGAAUUGCUUUGCUUCAUGAUUAAGCAGCAUCCUGUGCGUUGCCCGUACCUCUUUACCACGACCGACAUUGCAUCCAAAGUUGCACUGCUACUUCGAUCAAAGGAGACAUAUUUACGUCUUUCUGCCCUUCGAGUUUUUCGAGUAUGCAUCGGAAUGAAAGACGUGUUUUGGCAUCGACUGCUGAUCAAAAAGGACAUUUUCAAAAAUGUUCUUACAGCGUUCUUCGAAACAAAGUCAAAAUAUAAUUUGCUCAACUCGGCAUGUUUAGAGCUAUUUGAAUUUAUUCGAAAAGAAAACCUGAAACCCCUUGUUGCGCAUGUGGUCACAAACUACAGGAAGCAGAUUGAGGAAGUGGACUAUGUGGAUACUUUCAAGGCCUUGAUCCUGAGAUAUGAACAAAACAUUGAGCCGCAGCCCAAUGGCGGGGAGAGUUCAGAAGAGCCGACUCACGACAAGCAAAAAGCGCGCGAUGGCUGGAAUCGGACGGACGAUGCAGAGGAAGCGUACUUCAAUACGUCAGAUGAAGAUGAGGACGGAAACAGCUCUGGCACAGUCGUGAACGGAAAUUCCACUCGGGACAAGAAAACGUCAAGCAGUAAGCUUUCGCCGCGCCGUGGGAAUAUUGAAUUUGUGCGCGCUUCGCCAGAUCUAUUACCACCACGACCAUUGGUUGACUAUCCUGAUGACGACGACGAUGAUGUGAUCGGGGCAUUGGCAACUAAGGGCAAGACGGGUAGUCCUACUGCUUCGUCGAAACUCUCAUCAAAGGUGUCUCCAGUGGUGUCGGCCCCAGUAAAGAUUAAUUUUACACUUGGAGGACCAAGAAGAGAAAAGAGGACGCGGGACGAUGAAGAAAUGGCAAAAGGGCAAGCAACUAAGAAGGAAAAAGUUGCAGACGUAAUUGUUGAAACAACGGCAGAUGCAAAUGAGUCAGCAACUGCUGGCAGGGAAGAAAAGAAGAGUAAUGGCAAGCCGGGUGCAUUGAAGGAAAAUGCAGGAGCGGAAAAGACCCUUGCGUUGGUGCAUGAAAGAGGUGACCCAGAAACUAAAGUGGAGUCUGAAGCAGGGCUGUCCAACGGCGAGGGCACCGCGACACCACCCACCGUGAACUCCACAGGGCGAAAUGCUACUAGCAAAGAAAAGGGGUGACGACACAAAUGCAUUAUCCGCGCCACUUUACGGGCUUUUCUUUACGAGAAGGAUGUAUUCGCAAUCGCGCUGUUGAUCGAGUAACCGAGAGAUGCGAUGGGAGUCUAAGCAUAUAUUUCACAGGGAAGUAGGGUUGCGGAGGAACGGUCAAUGGUCCCGCUAGGGGAAUAGGUGCUUGUAGAUGUAACUGUAAUUAUCAUGUCGUUUUGCCGGAAUCGUGUGACCGCGCCGUUUUAACUUAAAAACGAGGGAUGACACUCCAGUCGGGGAAACAAUAAUAGGAUGAUGUAGUAUCAGAAAUGUAUUUCUUUUGAAGGCAAUCUACAGGCACCAGCACUUUUUGCACGGAAAUAUAAUCUGUGGCUGUUUU
This is a messenger RNA of Spizellomyces punctatus DAOM BR117, 3743 nucleotides long. RefSeq lists its product as uncharacterized. Gene Ontology annotation, biological process: protein dephosphorylation; DNA damage response. The record is from RefSeq and is a predicted model, not a curated record. Gene Ontology annotation, molecular function: protein phosphatase activator activity. Lineage: Eukaryota; Fungi; Chytridiomycota; Chytridiomycetes; Spizellomycetales; Spizellomycetaceae. Gene Ontology annotation, cellular component: nucleoplasm; protein phosphatase 4 complex. The transcript is spliced from 16 exons. Bases 482 to 3373 code for a protein of 963 amino acids.